This is a messenger RNA of Penicillium brevicompactum, 1470 nucleotides long. Its product is annotated as C2HC5-type zinc finger protein. The coding region runs from base 1 to 1470 and encodes 489 amino acids. Gene Ontology annotation, biological process: regulation of DNA-templated transcription. NCBI's taxonomy places the organism in Eukaryota, Fungi, Ascomycota, Eurotiomycetes, Eurotiales, Aspergillaceae. The transcript has a single exon. Gene Ontology annotation, cellular component: nucleus. The record is from RefSeq and is a predicted model, not a curated record. Gene Ontology annotation, molecular function: zinc ion binding.
AUGGCCGAUCUCACUGCAUGGGCAGCUCCAAAGCUAUCCCAGCUUCUUCCGCUGGAUCCUGAAUCUCUGUCGCAGGUCAUCGAUUACGCUGCCAGUCUCUCCAGAGAAGCCUGCGCCGAUCAUCUCAAAAACCUCCUCGGUGAUUCCCCCGCCGCUCUCGAAUUCAUCUCCUCAUUCAACGCACACCGAGAACCUCAGCGACAAUCCCAGCCACCGCCCGCACCUUCCCAAAGCUCUACAAGAACAACAGGCGCUAGGAAAGGUAAAAAGAAAGCUCCGUUGCACAGCGCCGGCCCACCACGCCGGCCUGACAACUAUGGAGAUGUUGGUGGUGGGUACAAGAAAGCCGAUGAAGAAGACUACAUGGUGUCUCGGAAGCAGACAGCCACAACCCUUGCGCCAUCCCAAAAUGCCUCCUCAUCCUCGUCCCGCGUCCCCUCUCCGUUGCCUACAUCGUCACCGAAACCACCACCAUCCGCGAGCGGCCCCACUAUCUCGGACUUGCUACCAAACGUUCGAUCAAAAACAAGCAAAUCUACUCGACAAGGUGGCGCAGGAUCGUCCAACAAGGGUGGAGCAGCUUUGACAACAAAUGAUAUUACCGAUCUCACCGCAGCUAUCGCUGCAUUGGAGGUAUCAACAAACCCAAGCCUGGGCGAGAGACGCAAAUGCAAUUGCUAUGGAUCUCUCCACUCGGUAUUCGACCCGGCGCCUAAUUGCCUCAAGUGCGGCAAGAUCAUUUGCUCUCUUGAAGGAUUACAGCCAUGUUCAUUCUGCAACACGCCUCUUCUCUCCGCCCAGGAAGUACAGGGCAUGAUUAAGGAACUACGAGCGGAGCGAGGACAAGAGAAAAUGCGCGCUCACAACGAUGGUGUUCAUCAUGAAGGAGUGCCUAAGUUUGGCGGCGCGGAACCGCCCAGCAACCUGGAUGCGGCCAAGGCACACCGUGAUAAACUACUCCAAUUCCAAGCACAGAAUGCCCGCCGAACGAAGGUUGUUGAUGAGACCGCUGAUUUCGAAACACCAAAUGUUGCUUCCACCUUGUGGAUGACACCUACUCAGCGAGCGCUAGCGCUUAAAAAGCAGCAGCGCAUACAGCGCGAAAUGGAUGAGCAGGCUCGGCCAGAGUGGGAGAAGAAGAAGACUGUAAUGAGUCUAGAUAUCAAGGGCGGCAAAGUUCGCCGGGUAUAUCACUCUGCCCCUACGGCUUCAACGCCAGAGGCCAGCGAACCCGAACCUGCCGAUAAAGCGGGGCCGGCCGAGCAUUCAGGAAGAGAACCGGCUUUCAGUCACAACCCGUUGCUUGCAGCUGGAGGCCUAAUGCGCCCCGUCUGGCGCGCACCCGAGGGGACCAAGGCUGCAGUAGCCGGGGAUACAGAGAAGAAGCAAACAUGGCGACGUGUGCAGGAUGACAAUGAUGACAACGAGCAGUGGAUUCUGGAUGGAGGGGCGCAUGGACAUGCUACCUAG